Danaus chrysippus (African queen) is the source of this 1059-nucleotide messenger RNA. The record is from the annotation of a GenBank genome assembly. Lineage: Eukaryota; Metazoa; Arthropoda; Insecta; Lepidoptera; Nymphalidae.
AUGGAGGGUCUUUAUAAAGUUAAUUUGAUACCCAACGACCUUAGCGUCGAAGAAACCGUGUUACAAAUAGCCGAUACAUUAGACAACCUGAACGGGAUAGUUGACGAUGUUUUUAAACGUAUAUCAAAUAAAAUUAAAAUCAACGUAGAAAAGACUUCCAAACUUCAGGAGAGAAUAAAUAUAUCCAGGACAAAAGUUGAAAAACUUGCCGGGACACAGAAGGCUAUCAAAGUGUUCUCAAGCGCUAAAUACCCAUCGUCUAUAACACACGCACAUUACAAAUCAAUUUUCGAAUCAAGCGAUUAUAACUAUGAACCCAAAAACGUUACGCCAACCGGAAAAUCCAACAGACAGACAAACGAAAAAGCCAUCCAGGAGAAACUUCACUUUUUCCACGUGAAAGUAGCCGAACCUAAAACAAAUAAAAGCAGAAAUGAUUUCGAUCUGAAUACCGUUUUGAAUUCUAUAACAUCAAUCGGAGAUCUCCUUAUAUACAAGAGCGACGAGAGCCCAUACUUCGGUAGUAAAACCAAAGGACAGACUUACGUGCCUAAAGUAAACACGAGCGUAGAUAAGGAUUCAUUGGAAGAAGCACCACCCUCUAUUGUGAAAAAGAAUCUGUUGAAGCGAGAAAUCGACGAAUAUAUGUACGCUCCCGGAAUGGGCUUGGUGCCAGAAUUGGACAUGCCCCUGGAUCUUCCACAUCUGCCCGGUAUAGCGGGUGACGUGCAGUAUUCCGUUACCUUGGAUGGUUCUAUAGCGCCCUCAGCUGUUACAUCACCAGUAGCUCCCACAAACCCUAUAACAGAAUCCGUACUAGAUCUACCUGACUUACAAAUACUCCCAGAUUUGCCGGUCACAACAGAGCCUCAAUAUGAACCAGAACUAAUACCUCCUGUUAAAGACGUUCAGGAUACUCUUGACGCUCCGAAAGCAAGACCCGUGGAGCCACCGGCCUUACCAUCAAGCCCCCCUCCUCCUCCCCCUCCUCCGCCGCCGCCACCCCCGCCGCCGAUGGAGAUAACAGAAACACCAAAAAGCAUGAGGUCGCGUCGUUAA